CUUCCCCUGCAGCGGGGUCGGAUUUAGGAUCCGUGCUGUGGAACGGCGACGGACGGACGGACAGACAGACGGACGGACAUACAGACAGACAGACAGACAUACAGACAUACAGACAUACAGACAGACGGACAGACGGACGGACGGACGGAGCCCUUCCAUGGCCACGCACGGCCCGAAGCUCCUCUGCGUACCUCCGUGGGUCGCCGCCCUCCUCCUGUGGGGCGCAUACGUUUGGGCUGUUCCCUCCGGCCCAGAGCUCGAAUGUGGACAACAACACGAUCGGGGUCGCGUGGUGGGGGGCAGCGCCGCCCGCCCCGGGGAAUGGCCGUGGCAGGUCAGCCUCCAGCUAUGGGGUCAGCAUUUCUGUGGGGGAACCCUCGUCGCCCCACAGUGGGUCCUAUCGGCGGCUCACUGCUUCCAAGGCCCUAACGGGAGCAGAGCCGACCCUACAGCCUGGAGGGCGGUUGUGGGGCGGCUCCGACUUCGGGAUUCCGGAGGUCAGGAGAGGGCGGUGACGGCCGUGGUGCUCCACGAGGGCUACCGGAGGGUGGAGGGCGGCCAUGAUUUGGCACUGAUCCGCCUGGAGACCCCCGUGAGCCUCGGGAGCAGAGCGGGGAUCAUCUGCCUCCCCAAACCCCGAUACCCCUUCGCCUUCGGGACCCCCUGUUGGAUCACCGGCUGGGGGAACGUGGCGGAGAACGUGUCCCUCCCGGCCGAUGAGCCCCUCCAAAAGGUGUCCCAGGACCUCCUGAGCCCCCCCAUCUGCAACUGCCUCCACUCCAACCUGCGGCGCCGGGAGCUGAUGAGGCCCGCGACCCCCGGCAUGGUGUGCGCGGGGGGCAGCGCCGGGGGGAGGGGGGCGUGUCAGGCGGACUCCGGCGGCCCGAUUUCGUGCCUUUCGGGGGGCCGUUGGGUGCAGGCGGGGGUGCUGAGCUUCGCCGUGGGCUGCGGUCGGCCGAGCGGCCCCGUGUUGGCCACGGCGCUGGCGGAGCACGCCGGGUGGCUGCGGAAACACCUCCGGCCCUACGGGGCGUUCGUCGGGGCGACCACAGCGCCCCCACCCGGAUUGGAGGACGGGAAGUGCGCCGGCUGCGGGAUGCAGGGGGGCCCCCCACUUUCCCCCCCGCCCCCCCAUUGGCCGUGGGCCGUCAGCCUUCUCCUGCGGGGGGGGCGGCGCUGCGGGGGGGCUCUGGUGGCGGAGCGGUGGGUGUUGGCGGCCGCCCAUUGCUUUAUAGGGAACCAGGAGGCCGAAGAGUGGCUCGCUGUGACCCCAAAUGGCCACCAACGCCGCGGCGCCCGCCUGGCCCUACACGGAGCCUUCGUGGCUGUGGGGCGCGGGAGGGACCUGGCCCUACUCAGCCUGGACGCCCCACUGCCUAUAGGGCCGGAGCUGAGACCCCUUUGUCUGCCCUAUAGGGACCACCGGAGGCCAUUGGGGUCGCGGUGUUGGGCCACCAUGGUGGCCAACGGCUCCGCCGUCCCCAUGGGUCUGCUCAGCGUGGAGGUGACCCCAAUGGAUGACCCCAAACCCCAUGGGGACAUCGGGGACGGCACAGACGAUACCUUCACUGCCACCGUCCCCAAAAACACCACCGCCUGCCAGCCGGACGCGGGGUCCCCCCCUGGCGUGCGAGGAAGGGGGCAUUUGGUUCCUGGAAGGGAUCGCCACCGGGGGGGGCUGCGCUAUGGGGCAGCCCCCGACCUUCACCGCCGCGGCCCUAUAUGAGAGGUGGAUCUAUGG
Molecule: messenger RNA, 1741 nt
Organism: Gallus gallus (chicken)
Lineage: Eukaryota; Metazoa; Chordata; Aves; Galliformes; Phasianidae
Product: polyserase-2-like
Exons: 10
Coding region: 158-1726 (522 amino acids)
Biological process (GO): proteolysis
Molecular function (GO): serine-type endopeptidase activity
Source: RefSeq, a predicted model, not a curated record